Vicia villosa (hairy vetch) is the source of this 1287-nucleotide messenger RNA. RefSeq lists its product as uncharacterized. NCBI's taxonomy places the organism in Eukaryota, Viridiplantae, Streptophyta, Magnoliopsida, Fabales, Fabaceae. The transcript is spliced from 12 exons. The record is from RefSeq and is a predicted model, not a curated record. The coding region runs from base 139 to 1056 and encodes 305 amino acids. Gene Ontology annotation, cellular component: mitochondrion.
UUGAAAAGCUUAAACCCUGAGAAACCAGAACGAAACCUGUGACAGUCAUUUCUGUGUUUUGAUUGAACUGAAUCAAUCAUCGUUCAUCCCUGAUCAGCUAGGUAUAAUUCUAAUGCUCGUGUAUCGAAGUUGAAUACAAUGUCUUUGAAGCGAUUACAGCUAGCUCGCACUCGCUAUCGUUCGUCUCAGAUUGGACAAGAAUCUUCAUCCAAUCUGCUUGGUAGCUGCAGGAGCUAUUCCAAUGCUUUAGCAAACGGUUCUGAUGGUAGUUUUAAGGGUUUACAUAGUCAUUUGUUUAAAGGCAACGAUGGAUUUUCAUUGGCUAGUGUUAAGACUUUGACGCUUCGAUCUACAAUGGCUCCGGAGUUUUCCAUUUUCAUGAAUGAUAGAAGGAUGUCAACUAUUGUAUCCAAAACCCCUACAGCACAAGCACGGCGUGUGGGAGCACAGAUAGCCUUGGCAAGUCCUGGAUUUAUCUAUGAACCUUAUGAACCUCGUGAGAAAAUCCCAUUUUGGAAAAGGUGUUUCACAAGAAGUGGUUGGAAAAGAACGAAAAACGACAUAAUUCUGGAGCUAAAAAGUGCCUAUGCCAUUGCAAAGUUAAGAAAAACAGGAUAUUCAAAGAAUCAGUUCUACAAAGAGGCUAUCAGUAUGUACAAGGAGAUUAACACACUAAUAGCUAAUGGUGACAAAAAAUCCUUAAGGAAAGCUGUUACCGAGAAGAUGUUUUCUACGCUUAAGAAUGAAAUUAAACAACGAGAAACUACAUGGAGUGGGGUUUACUGGGAAUUGGUUGAGCCUGUUGUUAUGAUACGGACUCUGCGUGCUCGUAUGAUCGGAGUUGAUCGAAAUGACACAAAUAAAGUAUUUUAUCAGCUCACUAUGGAGAUUUUGGCUAAACAAAAAUUUGAAGGAUAUGACUUAAAAGGUUCUGUUAUUGCUGGAGACAAAAACAAAGAGAUUCUUGUCCGUGAUAUAUGGGUAUUUGAGAAGUCUACGUUUCACCCUGGAGCAUACUGGCGUCUUUGUGGACGUAUAACUCCACAAGCAUCAUAGCUAUCUCCAUGAAAGAAGACUCCAAAGUUUAUGAUAGUUAUAUUUGUUCAUAAAUUGUAACUUAUUUCUGUUGAGCUGAGUUGCCACAAACCUUUUACUUGUUUCCUCUAGAUACAAGUUCAUCUUAGAGAAGUUUUGUUUUAGGAAUAAAAUCAAAUAUACGUGUAAACCUAUCCAAAUUUUGUUUUUUUUUUCAGUGAAAUUGAUUCGGAAACCUAAUUGAGUAGUAAA